GGCGAUGUCUUCACCUUUAUGGCCGCCUAUCACAUCGUCAAGGGAACGCCCGCGGAAUUUGCACUUCCAGCUAAAAAAGGCGGAAAGGCGCACUACAAUUCUGCCUCAAGAGGCAACCGUACGGCCUUUUUUUGCAUAAAAGACAUCGCUGCUGAGACAGUCGAUGAUAAUUUCGAAAACAACGUGGAACAGUGUCGUCGUCCAAUGACACCGACAGAAUGCGUGCCUGAAAUAAGUAUCAGCCUCAGUAUAACCUUCAAGGUUGCCGAAAGGGCGUUCAACACAGUAAAAAGAAAAGAACCUUGGAAAGUCGCGAAAAAUUCGGUUGUCCAAAAGGUCCGUUUGGAUGGCCAGUUCCCAUACGAGUUCAUCCUACCAAUCGCCGGCGAUCGUGAGGAGGUAGCACUCUCUUUUUUCGCAAAAUCGGAGGAAGCGAGGUCCAGCUGGAUGCGUGCGGCGAUCACAGUCUUAGACAAUCUCUUUCCGCCUGGUGCCAGGGACAAUGGUUACCAUUUUGAAAUGAACACCUUUAAACAAACCACCUAUUGCUACAUUUGCAGAAAGCUUCUUCAGGGCUGUUUCUACCAAGGCUACCGCUGCAGAGAAACUGGCAUUGCAGCCCACAAGGCUUGUCUUCAGAAGGUUUCCCAGUGUUUGCCGCCUCGGUAUCCUGCUGUAAUACCACCGGCUCCACCGUUGCCUCCGCCGGUAGUCAACUGUUCAACGCGUGGCCGUGGCGGUCCGCCAUUUCGACAGAUUAAUGGCAACAGCCCACUGGGCGGCAAUCCUCGACACUCCAUCCAUGGUCUGCCGACUGCCAAACACCUUAUUGCCCUCAGUCUCCUCCUCUAG
This is a messenger RNA of Dibothriocephalus latus, 852 nucleotides long. NCBI's taxonomy places the organism in Eukaryota, Metazoa, Platyhelminthes, Cestoda, Diphyllobothriidea, Diphyllobothriidae. The record is from the annotation of a GenBank genome assembly.